AUAAAGUAUUCGCAACUUCCAUGACUAAGCAAACAAAUUACAUGAAAAGAAGAAAAGAGAAAUUGUUGGGUUAGGAAUUAAAGAUUGGAGUAGGUUUUUUGAUGACAUAUUUUACGUGUUAAUGUAAGUUGCCUUAUUCUGACAUUCAAUUCAAGUUGGUAGGCUGCUGACUUACCGCCACUGUUUCUGACCCUCUUCAAGGCUUUACAUUAGGAUUUCAGAGACCAAUUCAUCUUCCUAUAUGUUGCAGUCAUUUUGAUCAAAAUCUGCCAAAUUGUGUUCCCACUUCCCAGUUGAGUUUCAAUGGCGACGAAAGAGAAAGAUCCUCCAUCAGGAGCCCAGAUCAGGGCCAAUUCCAGGCAGGCCAACGGCAAUGUUAUACACCCAGUAGAUAUAGAGACACAGAAGCCUCAAGUGUCUACCCCAACUCCAGUUGUUUAUAAAGAAAUCAAGCAUUUCAAGAAAUGGUUUCCUUGGUUAAUUCCUUGUUUUGUGUUGGCUAAUAUUAUCAUGUUUGUCAUCACUAUGUACGUCAACAACUGUCCCAAGAACUCUGUCUCUUGCAUUGCUACAUUUCUCGGUAGAUUCUCGUUCCAACCCUUUAAGGAGAAUCCUCUUCUUGGCCCCUCCUCGAUCGCGCUGCAGAAGAUGGGAGCUUUAGAUGUUGGGAAAGUGAUUGACCAGGACCAGGGUUGGCGCCUCAUCACUUGCAAUUGGUUACAUGGAGGAGUUUUCCAUAUACUGGCAAAUAUGUUGAGUCUUUUAGUUAUUGGAAUUCGGCUUGAGCAAGAAUUUGGGUUUGUGCGGAUUGGUUUGCUAUAUGUCAUCUCUGGAUUUGGUGGGAGCUUACUAUCAGCUCUUUUCCUCCAGUCAAAUAUCUCGGUUGGUGCAUCUGGUGCACUUUUUGGGUUACUUGGAGGCAUGCUUUCAGAACUCAUCACUAAUUGGACAAUGUAUGAUAACAAGAUUGCAGCAUUUGUGACUCUUGUGGUCAUCGUCGCUGUCAAUUUAGCCAUGGGAAUCCUCCCUCAUGUUGACAACUUUGCUCAUAUUGGAGGAUUUGCUACCGGGUUUCUUCUUGGGUUUGUGUUUCUUAUCCGCCCGCAGCUCGGAUGGGUUACACAAAGAUACGCUCCUCCUGGAUAUUCAGCUUCAUCUAGCCAUAAAUUCAAGAUGUAUCAAUGCGUUCUUUGGAUUGUUUCUCUAAUCCUCGUAAUUGUGGGCUUAACUGUUGGCCUGGUUAUGCUUCUCCGAGGAGUUGAUGCAAAUGACUCUUGUUCCUGGUGUCAUUACUUGUCUUGUGUCCCUACAUCGAAAUGGAGCUGCAAGACAGAGCCUGCAUACUGCUUGUCCAGCCAAGUGGGGAGCCAGCUAAAUGUAACAUGUUCGAGUAAUGGAAAAUCGGGUGUUUACAUGUUGUCAAAUCCAAGCACUACUGAGAUCCAGGGAUUAUGCACUGAGCUUUGCAGUUGAUUUAUGUUAAAUACAGGAGGGGUGGAAAUUGGCAUUAGCCGCUUAGAUGUAUAAAAUAAACUCUUGGUAGUUUGUUACACAUGUUUAAAUCUCCUUUUAAUUUUGUGUAAAUUGACCUUCAUAAUGUUAACAAUAGUUGAUUGGUUGCUUGAUUUACUAAAUAGAUGUUUUACAU
Pistacia vera is the source of this 1648-nucleotide messenger RNA. Its product is annotated as RHOMBOID-like protein 4. Lineage: Eukaryota; Viridiplantae; Streptophyta; Magnoliopsida; Sapindales; Anacardiaceae. The record is from RefSeq and is a predicted model, not a curated record. The transcript has 6 exons. Gene Ontology annotation, molecular function: serine-type endopeptidase activity. The coding region runs from base 304 to 1473 and encodes 389 amino acids. Gene Ontology annotation, biological process: proteolysis. Gene Ontology annotation, cellular component: membrane.